GUAGGUACUGGAAAGACCUCGACUCUCAUUAAGUAUGCAGAGAAGAGACCAGGUCUACGUUUUCUAUAUGCGACUUUCAACAAAUCGAUUGCAAAUCAUGCUUCCAGCAUGUUUCCUAAAAAUGUCACCUGUAAAACUUUCCAUUCACUGGCUUUCCAGGAGACAGGAGUAUUAUAUUCUGAAAGGAAAAAGAUAAACCCUUCCGGACUUACAGCAUACACUGUCAAUUUUGUUCUUCCUGAUGGCCAGGCAGGCUUUGUCAGAGCAAAACUAGUUGUUAAGACUUUAGAGCAUUUUUUCGCAUCUGCAGAUCCUGAAAUUGAGGUAGACCAUGUUCCUAUAUGGUGCAAAAAUAAUCGUGGAGAACGAGAGCUGGUGUCUGCAGACCUACAACAGUUCACAGUGGGAGAAGCUAAUAAAAUUUGGAAAAGAAUGAAAAGUCUUGAAGAAUCCAGAGAGCUUGCUUACAAAAUGACACAUGAUGGUUAUCUGAAGCUGUGGCAGCUCCGUAGGCCCAAUCUCUCUUCUUAUGAUGCUAUAUUUGUUGAUGAAGCACAGGACUGCACACCAUCUAUUAUAAAGGUUGUCCUUUCUCAAACAUGUGGCAAAAUAUUUGUUGGGGAUCCACACCAGCAAAUCUACACCUUCCGUGGAGCAGUGAAUGCACUUUGUAAAGUGCCACACACUCAUAUCUUCUAUCUUACCCAGAGUUUUCGAUUUGGUGCUGAAAUAGCUUAUAUUGGGGCUACCAUACUUGAUGUGUGUAAGAACAUAAGGAAUAAAACCUUAGUUGGUGGUAACCAGAAAGGUACUGUCCGUGAGCCCUCCCAAUCAAAAGUUGCCAUUUUAUCCAGAAGUAACACCUGUGUGUUUGAUCAAGCUGUCCAUGUUACUGAUGGAGAAUCCCCUUCAAUGAUCCAUAUCAUUGGGGGGCCAGGAAACUUUGGACUGAGCAAACUCUAUGACAUUUGGAUACUGCUUCAGCCAGAGUUGGAAAGAAUCAGACAGGGACUCUGCAUUAAGGACAGGUUUAUAGACACGUGGCUAAAGAAAGGAGGAUUUGCAGCUUUAAAGGAGUAUGCAGUGAGCUCUGAAGACAGAGAGUUGGAAGGCAAAAUUGCUACUGUUGAGAAAUACAACCGACGAAUACCUGAGUUGGUGAAGAGAAUAGAAUCAUGUAAUACUCUUCAUGUGGAAUCUGCAGACUUUAUUUUAGGAACAGUUCAUAAAGCUAAAGGCAUGGAAUUUGACACGGUUGAAAUUACUGAUGACUUUGUGAAAGUGCCUCUACCUAGACAUAAUAUCAGGAGACUAAACCUACCCAUAGAUUUGUCCAUAGAAGAUGAAUGGAAUUUGCUGUAUGUGGCUGCAACUCGGGCAAAGAAACGUCUCAUCAUAACUAAAUCAAUAGAAAAUAUUUUAACUUUGGCUGGGGAGUACUCACUAAAAGCAGAGCUGACCAGUGAGGUGCUGAAGGAGGGCCCUGUACUGUGUGCUCUAGGGCACUGCAGAAAUCCCAUCUCUGAAAACUCAGUGCUGACCAUGAGAAGACUGCCAAUCACCUAUGUAAGAACACUUUACACCACUUCAGUCAUUAUUAAGUAA
Molecule: messenger RNA, 1605 nt
Organism: Staurois parvus
Lineage: Eukaryota; Metazoa; Chordata; Amphibia; Anura; Ranidae
Source: the annotation of a GenBank genome assembly